CGACAAGUAGCACUAAAACGGAGAAACUAAUGUGAGAGAGGGGGCGGAGAUUUCCAAGACUGUCCCAACUGUGCUCAACCAAACUCCACCCCCUCUCCUCCUUCCUUCUCUACCUCUCUCUCGAUUUGACCUCCCUAUAAAUCCAGUCCCAAACCAUAUCUGCUUCGUCUAAAUCUCUCUCUCCCCUGCAUUUUGCGAAAUGGAGUCCUCUGCUGUUCUCCGAUCCUUCAACUGUUCUGUGGGCACAGUUUCGCAGAUCCGCUCAUUUGCUGACAAGCCUGGUAUGCUUCCGGUGUACAAUGCCAGAAGGCCUACCUCUAGUAGAUCGUCUUUCCAAGGAUUGAUGGUUAGUGAGAAGUUCAUUUAUUCUCCACAAAAGCGGAAGGGAGUCCUUAUAUCAUGUGUGAAGACAACAGAAGCUGCCAAGACUGAGAAUUCCAGUGUUUUGUCGGAUAGUAAGCAAGAAAGCACAUCAGAAGGAUCUCCUCAAAGCACUGUGUUUCCUAAUGGAUAUGAGGCACUGAUGCUAGAAGUGUGUGAUGAGACAGAGAUUGCUGAACUGAAACUUAAGGUUGGAGACUUUCAAAUGCAUAUAAAGCGGAACAUUGGAGCCACCAGCGCUCCCGUGUCUACCAUCUCACCAACAGUUGCACCACCUAUUCCAUCUCCUCCCAUGGAGGCAUCUGUUCCUGCUCCCCCUCCAGCAUCACCGCCAAAAUCUUCUCCUGCCAAAGCCACUCCAUUUAAUAACGGUUCUGUAGCCAAGUCACCAAAAUUAGCAGCAUUGGAGGCUUCUGGAUCUAAUGGAUACAUUCUGGUUACUUCUCCAACGGUUGGUUCAUUCCGAAGGGGCAGAACAGUGAAAGGAAAGAAGCAACCUCCUAUCUUUAAUGAGGGUGAUCUUAUCAAAGAAGGACAAGUUAUCGGAUAUGUGGAUCAGUUUGGCACUGAACUCCCCGUUAAGACUGAUGUAGGUGGAGAAGUUUUGAAGCUCCUGUUCAAUGACGGAGAUGCUGUUGGUUAUGGAGAUGCGCUUAUUGCCGUCUUACCAUCAUUCCAUGGUAUCCGGUAAUUGUUGUUGUUGGGGACCGGCGAGGCUUGCAGUUUUCAAGAAUCAUAUUUUCCAUCUGUCUAUUUACCUCAUGGCAAUUAGGGGACGUGCUAUGUUGGUAUUCCGAUAUGUACUUCAUAUUUCUGGUCAGGAAAAAAAUGACUGUAGAUCAAUCAAGGAAUAAUUUUGAGUUUUUUUAAACCUCGUA
This is a messenger RNA of Argentina anserina (silverweed cinquefoil), 1259 nucleotides long. RefSeq lists its product as uncharacterized. Bases 200 to 1072 code for a protein of 290 amino acids. The transcript has 9 exons. The record is from RefSeq and is a predicted model, not a curated record. NCBI's taxonomy places the organism in Eukaryota, Viridiplantae, Streptophyta, Magnoliopsida, Rosales, Rosaceae.